AUGAUCCAGCAGAAGCAGUCUGAGCACGAGAGCAAUGAGAGGCGGGAGGUUGACCAGCGGUCUCAGCUCGUCGGCGAACACUGGACACGCCGACUCGCACUCGCUCGCUCGGGAGGACUCGCGGCUGCCAGGAUGCACAUUCACAAGUACAAGGUCAAACCCCGCAAGCAGGCCCACGUUGCGCCGUGCGCGCUCGAGCUCACCACCAUGCUUGGCUGCUGGGCGAGCAGCGGCGACCUCACCAGCGGGCGCGAGUGCCGCGAGGCCAUGUUGCGGCUGCAGGAGUGCAUGCGCAAGCCGAUGCCUAAGGGCAAGCCUCGGGUGUCGUCCAUCAACUACCACCUCGCCCGCGCCAACAUGCCCCGGUAG
Messenger RNA from Rhodotorula toruloides NP11, 369 nucleotides. RefSeq names its product mitochondrial ribosomal protein subunit Mrp10. Gene Ontology annotation, cellular component: mitochondrial small ribosomal subunit. The transcript has 3 exons. Lineage: Eukaryota; Fungi; Basidiomycota; Microbotryomycetes; Sporidiobolales; Sporidiobolaceae. The coding region runs from base 1 to 369 and encodes 122 amino acids. Gene Ontology annotation, biological process: mitochondrial translation. The record is from RefSeq and is a predicted model, not a curated record. Gene Ontology annotation, molecular function: structural constituent of ribosome.